Molecule: messenger RNA, 2839 nt
Organism: Diorhabda sublineata
Lineage: Eukaryota; Metazoa; Arthropoda; Insecta; Coleoptera; Chrysomelidae
Product: cilia- and flagella-associated protein 91-like
Exons: 14
Coding region: 80-2533 (817 amino acids)
Source: RefSeq, a predicted model, not a curated record
ACGUAUCUCAGUGAUUUUUAAAAUCGAAUUAUCAAAAAAAACUCAGCUGAUUUUAAUUAGAUUAGUUCCAUUUUAAAAAAUGGCUCCGACGUCUUCUCAUUGUUUUCCAUAUAGACCUCAUGAUUAUGUAUACGAUCCUAUUUUCACCGUAUCGGGACCAACGGAUCAUUACAAGGCAGCUAUAGCAGCUAAAAUGUCCGCUGCGAAGUUUCAAAUAUGUCCAAUAUUUCCAAACAUGUUCUCGGAUUUACCUACUCGACCUCGAAUACAACUUGUUAAACGCAGGCAACGACCAAUCGCUAAGUAUGAAGAAUGUUUGUCUAUUGGUAAAUCGAAAGUUCGACAUCUUUGUAGACCGCCAGAUGUCCGCGGAAUCGACAGAUCCAAAUUUUUUGUUACCGUUAUGAAUUUUCCACCAAAAGAUAUCAUCCCUUAUCAAACCUCUCCUACUUUUACCAUAGAAAGAAUAUCGAGAAAACGUAAACAAUGGGAAAAUCAAAAAACUAGAGACGUGGAAGUUGAGACUAAGUUUAGAGAAUCUACGACGCAAACCGACCCAUGGAAACCACCAUAUAAGAUAAUUGGAAAAGGGGAUCCGGAAAUUUUGAAACUAGAUUUUCUAAAAUGGGGCAGUGGCCUGCCGGCUGGAAUGCGCGAAAUCCAAUUAAUCGAAAGAGCAAGAAUGAAAGCGGCGUGGGAAAAAGAAAUUAAACCAGACAUUAGAAACGAAAAUUCCUUGAUUCAAUUCAGAAAUUACAUGACUGCUUUAGAACUCGACGAAUGGGCAUUCAGAGAACAGGAAAUCAACGAAGUUCAAGAAUUACGUUUACAGCUUUUGGAAAAUAUGUUAAACGAACUACAUGAAGUUUCUAAAAAUAGAACGGAAAUGAGAAUGAAAAACUACAUUGCCAAGAAAGAGGCCGAAAAAGAAGAGCAGAUUCAAAAAAUUCGAAAACAAACUGCUAGAGAAUUGAGGAAACUUGAAACGAAACAAAGAGGUACACAAAGAAAAUACCAUUCAGUUAAUAUUGUCGACGAACAUGUUGAUAAAAAAUCGGAGAUUUAUGCUCCAUUAAUUCGUCAUGGUGAACAUCCGAAACGUUGGCACUUCAUAAUCGACGAAAAACUCAAAAAAUACAAAGCACAAUUUAUUGGUGUUGAGCAUAUAAGUACUUUACCAAAAUGGCUGAAUCAAGCAACGAAAAUAGACAAACGUACAUUACAUUCCAACUGGCCUAAAAGACGUUUGUGUAUAAGAGAAACUAAAUGGACGGCUCCAGUUUUGAAACAAUUACAUGAAGAACUCAAAGAUCUAAGGAAAGGUGACGACAAACGUUUUUCGACAUUAAGAACGAGAGUAGACGCUUUCGUGGAAGCACCACAUACACCGGAAGUAGAAGGUAUUUCGGUAGAAGAAGAAGCCCAAUAUCAAGCUCUGGUCACACUACAAAGCAUCAUAAAAGGAAGAGCUUCUCAAAUUAUGAUAUACGAAGGUAGAGAUACUUGUAAAGAAUUGAUACAAGAACUUAAGCAUUCCAAAGGUUUGCUACGAAAACAGAAAGAACUAAAGAAGAGGGAGAAAUUCAGAGUUAAAGCUCAGCAACGUGAUGAACUAAUACAAAUGAGAAUGGUGGAGAAAUUGCAAUGUUCUUUGGGUAAACUUCAAGGAGUCGUUGUGGGUUCUCUUCUCGACUUCCUAAAUAAAGAAUUAAGAAGAUUACUGGAAGAACGCAAAGCUCAUGCCAUGUGUCUGUUAAACGAAAGAGAGAGAUAUGUACGCGAAGCAAUAGAAGCUGGAAGAAGACAAAAAGAAUUGAGAAGACGAAGAGAGCACGACGAAAUGUUUAAGCAAAUUGUAAAAAUCACCCAAGAAAGCGUCGAUCUUUAUUUGAAAGAUAUUAUUACAGAAGGAAUGGACUUUGUUUCUCAAGAAAGUAGUACUGAGUAUGUGCAAAAAUUGGCGAAACAAAUAGAAAAAGAAACAGAGGACGCUUAUGAAGAACUCUUGUCAGUCGACGAAGAAGAUGAAAUAAUAGCAAACUUAGUUCUCCAUUUCGUAUUACCAGAAGUCAACAAAAAAAUUAUACGCGAAAAAAUUGCUCAACAACAGAAACAAAAUUUAAAAACUAUUCACAAUGCUAUUUAUUCAAAAUUAGAAUCUUUGCCAAAACCAGUAAUUACUGAAAUGCAGCCUGAUGAAAUUGCAGCAUCUAUAAUGGAAGAUAUUUUAACAAAACUUGAUGAAAAAAUAGAAGAAACGUCAAUUAGCAACUUGAGUGAUUACCAAAUGUCUGACAUUGGUGAAGAUGACAUUUCUGAGGUACAUAGAAAAGCAACUAUAGUAUCAGAGGCUAUUUCUGAAAAAGAUUAUAAAGAUCCCGUAGAUUUAUACAUGUCUCAUCUGAUGGAACAGGAGGACGAAUUUGUAGAAUUCAAUGUAUUUUCAGAAGAACAAGGUGAUUUCAAUCUUAGAAAAGAUGUUUUGGAAACCAUUCCUGAAGCUGAUAACGAAACUUCGUCUAUUAAAGAUUAGUUAUUGAAGAAUGAUAAAGUGCAUUCAAUAUAAUGUCAAAUACUAUGAAAUUAGAAAUAAAACAACUAAUUAAUUUUAUAACCACGAAACAAUAUAUUGUUAAUAGUAAAGAAAUUGUAAGGUGAUUAAUACUUUAUAACAAGUUAAAAGUUGAAACCUACAAAUUUAUUAUAUACUUAUCCCCUAGGUAGAUGAAGCUCUAAUAAUUAACCCACAAAAAUCACAUUUAUAUAUUGUAAGUAACAGUAUGUCACGAAUUAUUCUAAAUAAACUAAUGAAAAUAAUGUUAAUAUUUAACCAGCAAAA